Molecule: messenger RNA, 7044 nt
Organism: Paramormyrops kingsleyae
Lineage: Eukaryota; Metazoa; Chordata; Actinopteri; Osteoglossiformes; Mormyridae
Source: RefSeq, a predicted model, not a curated record
GCCGAAUGUACAGAUGGAAAGAAAAAGUGUAUCUCAAAAGACGAGACCAGGAAGGGAAAGUGGAGGAUAAUUGAUUGAGAAAUGAUCACAGUAUUUUGGCGUUACAUUGCCUGGAUGGUCAACACACUCAAGAUAAAUUUGUUGAAUUUCUUUUUUCACUGGCUUCUCUAUUAGAUUUGCGUGAAAAAAUAGCAUAUAUGUAUGUAUUUAUGUAUGUAUGUAUUUAUGUGUAUGUGUAUGUAUAAAUUAGUGUCUUAUGCAGUAGCAUUGUAUCUAAACUCAUUUGAAGUCCUGGCAUCUUUCAGUUUUGCAUAACGAAAAUAUAUAUAGACACAAAUCAUUCAGCAUUCAUUGCGAGGCGUGCCACCGAGGAACAUAUGUGAUAUUAGUGUCUAUGACUAAGGACAGAAUAUUUAUUCUGUUUUAAAUCGGUUGUUGAAAAUUCACAAUAAUCUGUAUAUGCAUGUAGUCAUAUAUGCUUUGUAGACGCAAAUAAGCAGCACACCACGCUAAUACUGUUACAAGGAGACUGAUGCAGGGGGACAAAUAUAAUGUAACACCGCGGAACUGAGCUUCAGAAAGGAGCUACUGAUCGGUCAGGGUUUUUUUUUCCCCCUUCACUGGAAGUCUAACAGGAAGAGUGAAAUCGAUAAAGAGCGAAACUAAGUUGCCAGGCUGAAAUAAUUUCAUUACGAUAUUGGUAGAUGACCUUUUGAAGAAAUCACAUGCUGUAAAACAUUGUUAUAUUUGUCCUAAAGGCAAACAUAUAGAGUGGGUAUAUACGAACGGGUCUUCGGGAUUUUUUUUACAUGUAAAAAAAAUAACGCGAUCGACUUUCGCUCUUCCGCGUUGCAAUGUUUCUUUCAAACGACAAACGGCGACUUUCAAACCGGAAAUCUUAUUGAACGGCAGUCUCUUCCUUAUACAUAAAUUUGAGAGGGGCCUGGUUGGAGCACAGAGCUCAAAGGACGCCAUGAGCAUCAUCGGUGCAGAAGAUGAGGACUUUGAGACUGACCUUGAGUCCGCAGUAGAUGACUACUGCAGCCAUUUUAGUAGUCUCGACCUGGUGAAGACCCGGCCCACCCACCUGCUGGUCUUCCUCCAACAUGUCAUGCUCCAGUUUGACUGCGCACCUUUGCUUUGUUACCUCCAUGCCGACCUCUUCAGGACCUACAAUGCCAAAGAGACCAAGAAGCAGUUCUCUGAUUUCUACAACACAUUUCUGGACAAGGGGGCGGUUCUCAGGGUGUCCAUUCCUAGCCACAUAGCCUUUGAGCUAGACCGCUUCCGCCCUGAGCUGCUGGGUGAUGAAACGCAGAAGCGCUUUGCCCUUGACAUCCAGAAUAACAUCUCCUCAGAGGUCGCCAAGCAGCUGGACGACUUCAGAACAAAGAGGAUGAUGGGAAUGACACCGUACGAGCAUGAGCUGAUCGAGGUAGAAAAUCACCGAGCCACAGAGAGGAUCCCGCUGGAGAUGAAAGAGAAGGCCAUGGCUGAAACGCUGCUGGACAAGAUGUUCGACAUCCAAACCCCAAUCAGUACAGAUGAGGAGAAAUUCUCCGCCAUCUUCAGUGCGGUUGCCUCCUUCAUGAAGCACCUUGGAGUGAAGGCCAAGGCCACGGACAACAAGAAGUCCAGGAGCUUUUUCUGGAAGAUCCCUGGAAGGAAGCCCGAUGAAACCAAAACCAAGCAGCGCUUUUUCAGUGACCCAGGACGUUGGAUAGGUGGCAGCAAUGAAAGCAAAACUAAAUUGGACAAUGAAGUUGACAAGGAGAAAUUUAACCAGGAGCGGAAGGGUUCAAGUGCCAAGUUCUCCCAGCCUGUGGCCCCCGAUCCCAACCCUGUGAAGAGGCCGUCAACUGCUGGCAUCGCAGGAGUCCGAGAAUCCCGCGAUGGGCCCGAGAACCUUGACGGGCCUGGGGUUAGCAUUAGUGUAAUCACCAGCCCGGACCCCCCAAGCACUGACCCUGGUGGAGGUCUAGACCCCCCGUCUGUAUCUGAGGGUGGGGAAGUGUCUCCAGUUGGGACGGUGGUGGGGCCGCCCAUUUGGGAACCAGCUCCUGCCCCUGACCCCCUGCCCGAGGACACCCAGGACAAGGACAGACGCAAGACAAGGAUGUCAGGGCGCCUGGCUCGCAGCGAGAGCCUGUGUGUGGAGCGACGCCGCUCUCACCGGGGUAGCUCCACACGCGGGAAGCAGUCGCGCUCCCGCAGUGACGUGGACCUGCAGGCGGCGAGCAGCCUUGCGUGCCCCCCCUCACCCUCCCAGCCGCACUUGCCCCCCAGCGGCGACCCCGGGACGGCUUCCUCCGACAGCCUGAUCCUCACCCCACUCCCGCAAGAGGAGGUGGAGCCUCGCCUCCUGGAGCUCGAGCAGGAUCCACCCAACUGGAGAGAUCAGGUGCCUGGAGGCGUUUUCAAGGGACUGAGCAAGAAGGAAAUCAAGAGACAGGAGGUCAUCAAUGAGCUGUUCACCACGGAGCACGCCCACGUACGCAUGCUGAGUGUGCUGCAGACUGUCUUCUUCCGUCCGCUCGAGCGCCGUGAGAUAAUGACCCUCCCCGAGCUCGGCACCAUCUUCCCCAACCUGGAUGACAUCUUCGAGAUGCAUUAUGCCUUCUAUGAGAACCUGAAGAAACUCAGGCAGGAGGACAACUUUAUCAUCAAAACGAUAUCCUCCACACUCCUGAACAGGUUCCACGGCUCGGAGGGCGAGUGGUUCCAGAAGCUGACAGCUCGGUUCUGCAGUCACCAAUCCUACGCACUGGACGUGAUCAAAAGCCGGCAAAAGAAGGACCCCUGCUUUGGGUCCUUCAUACAGGAAGCAGAGGCCAAGCCUCAGUGCCGGAGGCUUCAGCUGAAGGACAUCAUUCCCAUGGAGAUGCAGCGGCUCACCAAGUACCCGCUUCUGCUGGGGAGCAUUGCCAAGAGCACAGAGGACCCCAUUGAGAAGGAGAAAAUCGGCCAAGCUGAGGAAUGCUGCCGUAGAAUCCUUAACCACGUCAACGAGGUCGUGAAGGACAUGGAGAACCUUCUGAACCUGAAAGACUACCAGCGCAGACUGGACCCGUCAGGCUUGAAGCCCAGCACCGAGCUGUACCAGGAGUACAAGAAUCUUGACUUGACCUCCAGGAGGAUGAUCUUUGAAGGACCUGUCACCUGGAAGGUCACCAAAGAGAAAUCUGUCGACGUGCAGUGUGUCCUUCUGGGGGACCUACUGGUGUUGCUGCAGCGACAAGACGACAAGAUGGUCCUCAAGUGCCACAGCAAGACACAGUCCGGCGUCCCAGAUAGCAAGCAGAUGCUGAGCCCCGUCAUCAAGCUAAGCUCUGCCUUGCUGAGGGAGGUGGCCACGGACCAGAAGGCCUUCUACAUGAUCACUUGUGAGGGGGGUGCUCAGAUCUACGAGCUGGUGGCCAACUCGACCGUGGAGAGGAAGAACUGGACCAUUCUCAUCCAGUCCGUGGUGAAGGAGCUCAAGAUGAAUGGAGGCUCCACCUUGGAAAAGCCAAAGAUAAGCAACCUGCCCCCGACCAUAGCAGGGGUGCCCUACAGCCCAACCACCUUGCAUCCCCAGCUCACCCUGACGGAGAACGGCAGCGGACCCCGCAGCAUUAGCUCUGACCCAGAUAAGUUUGAAGCCAAAGGUGGAGACACCCGACAGGCGCUGAUUGAUUACCUGUCAGCCAAUGGGUUUGAGCUGCUCAGCCACAGCAACGCCCCUCAAGAGAAAGUGGCCAGUGGCGCGUUUGAAGAUGCAGUUGCUAUGCUGGAACAGUUGCUGGUAGGUGGUACUGCACCAAAAGCCUCUCAGCCAGAGGAAGAGAACAGAGAGGAUCUGGAGGCUGAUGGCAGCCAGUCGGCAGCAGAGGGCGACAGCACCGACAGAAAGAGCACAGCGGAGCAGGGAGGGGAAAAGGAAGGAGGCCCAGAUGGUGAGGGGCAGUCCAUAGUGCUGUCCCAGGACCAGGUGACUGAGGUGCUGAGGCGUCUUCAUAGCCUUGAGCUGCAUCUGAAACAGCUACAGGCUGUAGAAGAAGAACAUCACAGAUUGCAGGAUAUCCUCUGCAAGUUCUCCAUUUCGGCCGAAAGCUACCAGUAAGGCGGCCAGAAGGUGCUAAAAAGCCACCGGACACCAGUCCUCCUGCUUUGCCUGCAGCUUCACCCCCUCCCCUUCCCUUGCACCCUUCCAUUUCUGUCCAUGCUGGACCCCCAUGGGAAGGUUGGCUCCGGACGAUCAGAUGGACGAGCAGGUCCUCCUGGAUCCCACCAUGCCUUCAUUAGGCCUUCCUUGGUCAUCACUGAAGAUCGGUGGGAACUGGCUUGUUAUGGCUAAAAUAACACAAAUCUCAUCACAUUGGGGUAAAAAAAAACUGCCAAAGACAGGAUCUGUACUGUUUCUCUGAGUGGUAUAGUGCACUACCUUAGUGUAUAGAUUAUGAUCUGUAGUAAUGCAUGCACACAUACAUGUGCCACAUACAGUCUUGCCAAGUGUCAUUUUUACAGUGAAUGCAAGUUGGUGGCCAGGACUUCUACCAGUGGAGAUGAAAACAGCCAAAAUUAGUGGGUGACAAUCAAAUGAAGUUCUGUUUUGGAAUUUGUAUAUAUUGUUAUAAUAAUCUAUCCAGAUGCCAAUCAUUAAGAAAACACGUCUAUAUGGGUGCAAUUUUGCAGAUGGAGCAGUGCCAAUGAUUACUGAAAUUAAGAGUCCUGAGAAAACUAAAUUAGUUAACUGAUCUCAGGGCACGUUAGGCUGUACUCAGAGCUGGCAGGCAUAGUGUUAGUGUUUAGUAGCUGUUCCUCCAUCCUGAUGGUGUAUGUAAGGGAUGUGGUGUGGGUGGUGCAGAGAGUGAGGGAGAAUCAUGCGAAUUAAUUCAUUAAGAACAAAUAAGUGAUGAAAGCAGGAAUUAUCAGUGAAGAGGAGCGAUGGUUUGGAGGAACGUGAAUAUGGGGGCCGCAGUGGCCAUGGAUCGGGCGCAGGAGGGCAAGGGUGAUGGCAUGUCAAUUCAAUAUGCAGACAUGCACAUGCAGGCACUUCUCUGGACUGUAGUGUGGGACACGGUGAAAGGGUGUCACGUUCUCUGGACUGUACCACGUAGCACAGCGAGGGGGUGUCACAUGCUGGGAGCCAGUAACAAUGCUGUCAUAGUACGUAGGAUGAAAGUUAUAUCUAUAUCAACAGCAAUAUGUAUUUUUCUUCAAGAUGAUAAAUGGUAGUUUUUUUAUUUAGUCUUUUAAAUCUCCAGCAUCAGAGCAGGACCAAAGAUAGAACCUGAUGAAUAGAUUUAUUUUUCAGUAAAUUGUUUUCAUAUUAACCUUAUUCUCAAAAAAACCUUCAGCUAUCCUUCAAACUUCCCUUGAGGGUCUCAGUUCUUGUCAUUUUUGUGUCUAAGUGCCAGUAAAUCUCACACUCCAGCUUUCUUCACCCACAUGCUUACUAUAGCCAGUGACGCACAUUUCAUUUACCUGUGAGAGUACCCUUUGUUUCAGUGUUGCACCAACAUAUCUGCUUACAGCAGUAAGUCACUGUGAGACUCCUCCCCCGAAGGAUGGAGGCUGUCACCAUAGCAGGCCGUAACUCUAACCCUGUCCCCACUGUGGGCUCUACAUGAGCUUCUCCCGUUGUCACUGAAGCCACUGGCUUGACGUGGGUCACUGGCAGCGUCAUCUAAAUGAGUUAGAGCUCGAGACAUCAGCCAAGACACAGCUGCUGCAGUCCAUUACUGUAACUGUCCGCUUUCUGCUGAUGAUCAGUGUGCUUUCAUCUCUGCUGUAUUAUGCAGUUUAGCUUAUUUUUUAAGCAGGGCCUUGACACCGUAUAUAAGUUAAACCGCAACACCAUUUAUGACCUCUAGUUUCCACAGCUACUUCCCAUGUCCUAUCGAUGUACGUAGCAUCUUAGAAGCACAUGGCCAGAUUUGACUAAAUAAAUGACCUGUAAAUGCUUGUAGUUGAGAAGUAUUUUCCAGAGUACCCUCUAUGUCCUCUCCAUACUUGUUCCCCCCUCCCCCACAAAAACUCUGGGUCAAAGAUGCAGGACACGCGAGGAGGAGGGCAGAGAUCCUACUGACUGGGUUUCUACCAGGACCUAACUCUCCUGCCCUCUUCCUGCUAUGCCCCAUAAUGCAAUUUUAUUGAGUGUUUCUUUAAAUAUUCUCUAAUGGGCUUUUUUCAAAAUUACAGUCUAAAGUUCGUACUAUGCAUUGACGAACACGUCAGAGAUGUUCCUUGGAAAUCCUCAUCCAUCACAAGCAUGGAGACCAACAUUAAGCGUAACUGUCUACUACCAACACCCAUAGUUUGCCAUUAUAUCUGGCUGUAGUGAUCAGUAAAGACAUGUAGUGUCUCAUUUGGCUUUUGACCAUCAUUUCAUCAUUUGUAGGAAGGAGAUUCUCUCUGGUCUGUUCCUGCUGAACGUGCCUGUUUUGGCCUGGCAGUACGCAGCCUUGCGAUGCUGCAUGAGUGCAUGGAGAUGGCAGGGGUCCUAGCUGCACACACUGGGGGCUGGAGGCCACCAGGCCCCCUCCAUUCUCCUUGCAGCAGCCAGCCUAGUAUCAUCCCCCCUGCACACUUUCCACACACAUCCUAUAUGCAAAUACACAGACGUAUAUGUUUAAGAAUUAUACUUAUAUGGGUGCCUGGUAGUGAUCAAUCCUCCAUCUUUCCAAAGGGCUUUUCUGGAAACACUGUGGCGAUCCUUUGGUGCAUGAUCACAUUGAGUUAGGUUCAACGGUCAAUCAGAGUAUAUCUAGUGUCGUUUUGAUCUGUGCUGUAUCCACCUUUUUCUUUUUUUUUUUUUAUGGUGCUGUGCUCGUUUCUCAUCACUUGCCAAAUGCAGCUGGCCGUUUUCCCAGAUGGCAGUGUGGAGCAGGUCUGAUCAGAGAGGAGCUCAACACACAUUUAUCUGAUCUAUAUGGAUAUUCAAGAAGUAUACUGUGUAUUUGGGCUUUGAUUUUUAUCUGUAAGAGGGUUUUAAUUGUGUAAACUUAAGUAGAGGUACGUUUUUCUUCCAUUUUUUAAAUAAAUGAACCUGUUUCAGUCACA